Etheostoma cragini (Arkansas darter) is the source of this 2198-nucleotide messenger RNA. It is a transcript of the gene irf8, whose product is annotated as interferon regulatory factor 8. Gene Ontology annotation, molecular function: RNA polymerase II cis-regulatory region sequence-specific DNA binding; protein binding; DNA-binding transcription factor activity, RNA polymerase II-specific. The record is from RefSeq and is a predicted model, not a curated record. The transcript has 9 exons. Bases 202 to 1467 code for a protein of 421 amino acids. Gene Ontology annotation, cellular component: nucleus. NCBI's taxonomy places the organism in Eukaryota, Metazoa, Chordata, Actinopteri, Perciformes, Percidae. Gene Ontology annotation, biological process: regulation of transcription by RNA polymerase II; immune system process.
UCAAAUCAUCUCCCAGCUUUUUCAUUCAUGACACGGAGCACAAUAAAGUCCAUAUAGGCAUAUGUCAGGGAGAACUCACUUGAUUAAAGCUGACAGUAAGCCAUCUAUCAACAUCGCAGGAUAUCCCAAGCAGGGCAAAGAGCUCAACCGCUUGUUAAACUGUACAAAGGAACAAUCCAAAAACAAUUUUUCUCCAUCGUGAUGUCAAACCCGGGAGGUCGGAGACUGAAGCAGUGGCUGGUGGAGCAGAUCCAGAGCGGCCAGUACUCUGGACUGCAGUGGGAGGAUGACAGCCGCACUAUGUUCCGAAUUCCAUGGAAACACGCAGGGAAACAGGAUUACAACCAAGAAGUAGACGCAUCCAUUUUUAAGGCCUGGGCUGUGUUUAAAGGCAAGUUUAAGGAGGGGGACAAGGCUGAGCCUGCAACAUGGAAGACCAGACUCCGCUGUGCCCUGAAUAAAAGCCCCGACUUUGAGGAGGUGACAGAAAGGUCGCAGCUAGACAUCUCUGAGCCCUAUAAAGUCUAUCGCAUUGUACCAGAGGAAGAGCAGAAGCAUGGCAAAGUCUCAGCGAUGGUCAUGGCAACUACCACCAGCGCUUGUGAUAUCACUGACAUGGACUGCAGCCCUGCAGAGAUAGAGGAGCUCAUAAAAGAGGAGGAUGGCUGUAGUAUCCAGGCCAGUCCAGAGUAUUGGUCCCCGGGUAGCAUUAAUGCUUUUCCCUUGCAUCAGGACCCUUUGCCAUCAGGCAAUCUCACCUCAGCUUUCUCCCAGAUGAUGAUCAGUUUCUACUAUGGAGGGAAGUUGAUGCAGACCACACCGGUUACUCAUCCUGAAGGCUGCCGGAUCGCCCCACAGCACCUGGGCCGUGGCGCCCUAUACAGUUCAGACAGCAUGCAGAGUGUGCAUUUUCCUCCGGCUGAGCACAUUGAGUACGACCGCCAGCGCCAUGUCACACGCAAGCUCCUGGGCCACCUGGAGAGAGGUGUACUGGUCCGUGCCAACCAAGAGGGCAUCUUUAUCAAAAGGUUGUGCCAGAGCCGUGUCUUCUGGAGUGGGCUGGGAGAAGUGGGCUCACAAUACAGCCCUGUGCCUUGUAAACUUGAAAGAGAUGCUGUAGUCAAGAUUUUUGACACAGGAAAGUUUCUCCAUGCUCUACAGCUGUACCAGGACGGUCAGUUUCCUGCUCCUGAUCCGACAGUGACUCUUUGUUUUGGAGAAGAGCUCCAUGAUCUCAGCAAUGCCAAGAGCAAACUGAUCAUUGUGCAGAUCACUGUGGUGAACUGCCAGCACCUGCUGGAGGCAGUGAACAUGCGGCGCUCCCAGCCCUACUGCAACAACCCAAACCUGGACAUGUGUGAUAAUCUGGCCAGUGACCAGAUGGCCCGCAUCUACCAGGACUUGUGCAGCUACAGCGGCCCCCAGAGGCCAGCCUGCUACAGAGACAACAUGUCCAUCACUGCCUGAACUGUGAGCAGCAACACACCUGCCUGGAGCUCUACAGCAUGUACCGGACUCAAUGUACAGCAUAUUAGGGACAUUCCUUAUUUACCUGACAUACACUGACAAGGUGAAUUUGGGUAAAUGCCAGUAUCACAGUUACUUAUAAUUUUUUUUUUUUAAGUAUACCAAUGACAGCAAGAGCAGAUCUCUUACAGUAAGACUUUUAAGCAGCAGCUCAGUAUUAAGAUGUCCCUAAUAUUUUGUAUAUCAGUAAUGUUUAUUUUUCUUAUAUGUACAGUGCUAACACACUCUCUGUGUUUAACUUCUGCUUUUCAAUUAUGAGAGAGUUAUCAUGUAGCUCAAGAGAAAAAGUGGUAUUAUGUUGUUGUAUGUUAUACACAAGUCUUGCCAAGCCUUAAGAACAGACCCAUUUUGGUGACUUUUUUAACAAAUACUUCUCAUAUAUGUAAUGACAUCUGUGCAGUAUGACAACAGUUUUAUAUAUGCAAUUUAGUUCUCAAAGCUGAAUUUUAUUUUGACAUGCAGCAUCUUUUUUGUUUUUGCAGUCGAGUUGAUUCCUUAUGUGAUGACCUAAUGGAUAUUUUGUCAGAUAUUUUUAUAUUUUUUACAAGUUGAUGGACUGAAAAAAGAUUGCAUUGAAUUUUAAAUGCAAUGUGGCAUUAAAUCACAGAUAGGUUUUACUAUCAUACUGUUUUUAUAAACUGCAUUUUUACUAAAGUUUGUGCUGAACUACA